Messenger RNA from Erythranthe guttata (spotted monkey flower), 1380 nucleotides. It is a transcript of the gene SR, whose product is annotated as serine racemase. The record is from RefSeq and is a predicted model, not a curated record. Gene Ontology annotation, biological process: D-serine biosynthetic process. NCBI's taxonomy places the organism in Eukaryota, Viridiplantae, Streptophyta, Magnoliopsida, Lamiales, Phrymaceae. Gene Ontology annotation, molecular function: D-serine ammonia-lyase activity; threonine racemase activity; pyridoxal phosphate binding.
CAAGUGGCAACCAAUUGAAAAAAAUGAUUCCCUAAAUCCAAACACAAACGGACAACUACCAACUGCUCCAUACGUAAUAUCAAAUAUAAUAGAAGAAAGAAAUUUGAUUCUUUAGAAAUGUGUGGAACGGAAUCUAAAUGUGAAUAUCUGAAAACAGUGUGAGAGAAACAGAGGAAUUCUUACUUUUCAGAUGGAAGCGAAAACCGAAGAAUCCAGUAAUGAAUACGCCGCUGAUAUUUCUUCGAUUAAAGAAGCACAGGAACGCAUCAGCGCUUACGUCUACAAAACUCCGGUCUUGUGCUCCGAAACCCUCGAUUCUAUCUCCGGAAGGAAUCUUUACUUUAAAUGUGAAUGCUUCCAGAAAGGGGGAGCUUUCAAGUUCAGAGGGGCAUGCAAUGCCGUGUUUUCACUUACGGAUGAUGAAGCAGCCAAUGGGGUCGUGACACAUAGCAGCGGUAAUCAUGCAGCAGCACUUUCGUUGGCUGCAAAAAUAAGAGGAAUUCCCGCACAUAUAGUCGUUCCGAAAAAUGCACCGAAAUGCAAAGUCGAGAACGUCGUCCGUUAUGGUGGUCAAGUUAUUUGGAGUGAGGCUACGUUGCAGUCGAGGGAGGAGGUUGCUCGGAAGGUUCUAGAAGAUACCGGUGCUGUUCUUAUCCAUCCGUAUAAUGAUGCUCGUAUCAUAAGUGGGCAGGGAACCAUAUCGCUAGAGCUUUUGGAGCAGAUUCCUCAAAUCGACACGAUCAUAGUUCCGAUAAGCGGUGGUGGUUUAAUCUCGGGGAUAGCUUUAGCUGCCAAGUCUUUAAAUCCCGCGAUUCGAAUAUUUGCUGCCGAACCAAAGGGAGCAGAUGAUGCUGCUCGGUCCAAAGAAGAGGGCGCUAUCGUAAUUUUACCAGAGACAAAUACCAUUGCCGAUGGUCUUCGAGCUUCUCUUGGAACACUCACAUGGCCUGUUGUUCGGGAUUUGGUGGACGGGGUAAUUGUUGUGGAGGACAAAGAGAUAAUCGAAGCAACCAGACUAUGUUACGAAACUCUGAAGGUUGCGGUGGAGCCAAGUGGGGCCAUCGGCCUUGCGGCUGUUCUUUCCGAAAGCUUCCGGAAUAAUCCCGUUUGGAAAGACUGCAAAAAUGUGGGGAUUGUGCUUUCAGGAGGGAAUCUUGAUUUGGAUGUACUGUGGGAAUCUUUAAAAAACAGAAUAUGAAGUGUAAGAACGAUUCAAUUGUAAAUACCGAUAAUUCCUUGUCAUAUUCGGGGGAAUGAAUUUAACUCGUAUUGUAUUCGAGUCUAAAUUAUUUUGCUGCUGCAUACGCUUGUUUUUUUUUCAAUCCAAACGCAACCUUAGAUAUUAUUUCGUAUCUUGUGAGUGAUUUAUUUAUCUUCGAU